GAGAGGAAAAUCACGAUUUAAAAAAUAAUUAUACUUCCACUGCCUUAGGAAGUCAAAUUGGUGAUGAGCUCCGAUCGUUAACCUUCAUUCAGAGCGUGAUAUGAAUGAAAACGAGGGCCUUUUUUUUUUUUUUGCAGUACUUAUGAUAGAUAGAGCCUGUUGCUGCGACGGCGGAUUCCUUGCCCCCUUUCAUUUCCCACCUCUUCUCUGUCUCACGUACUCACACGACCAGACAACUUCAUCUACACACGCGCGUGGACAAAUAUUUACACACUGCUACCUUGGAGAAAUCCAGGCACACUUCCCUGCAAAUACACUCGCGCGAGCACACGUACCUUACGGGUGCUUACGUACUCUGUCACUCACGGGGAGAUACAGACAUUUACACGUAGGCCAGGAAAGCGCUAAUCACGGUCCUGUGACUCCACGCAGGUUCCCAGGACACGCCUUUUACACUGUUACUGCACCGACCAGCGAACACAGACAAACCUGCCACCACUUAAAUCUACUUGCUGGAUUUCAUCUCCAUGGCAACAAGCAUGGAAGACCAAGAGGUGACUCCAGCAGGAAUUCUGAAGCGCCACAGCGAUAUGACAGUGAAUAAUGAGUAGUACCUACUGCGGUAACUCUUCAGCAAAGAUGAGUGUCAACGAAGUAUCAGCCUUCUCAUUGACUCUGGAACAAAAAACUGGCUUUGCUUUUGUUGGGAUUUUGUGCAUCUUCUUGGGACUUCUUAUUAUCAGAUGCUUCAGAAUCCUGUUAGACCCAUAUAGUAGCAUGCCUUCCUCUACAUGGGAAGAUGAAGUUGAAGAGUUUGAUAAAGGGACAUUUGAAUAUGCACUUGCAUGACAGUUCCAGCUUUACAGAACACUUACGCUGCUGCAUUAUGCCAUGGGGAUACAAUCAUCAUUUCCUAGAGUGUGCUGGAAGAGGCUCAUUUCAUGCACUGAUCAAUAAACAUAUAUGGUUAACCUAUCCACCACACUGUGUAAC
Manis pentadactyla (Chinese pangolin) is the source of this 993-nucleotide messenger RNA. RefSeq names its product cortexin 2 (gene CTXN2). Lineage: Eukaryota; Metazoa; Chordata; Mammalia; Pholidota; Manidae. Bases 604 to 849 code for a protein of 81 amino acids. The transcript has 2 exons. The record is from RefSeq and is a predicted model, not a curated record.